This is a messenger RNA of Myotis davidii, 2666 nucleotides long. Its product is annotated as HLA class I histocompatibility antigen, B-7 alpha chain. Gene Ontology annotation, molecular function: peptide antigen binding; signaling receptor binding. The transcript is spliced from 7 exons. Gene Ontology annotation, biological process: antigen processing and presentation of endogenous peptide antigen via MHC class I via ER pathway, TAP-independent; immune response; positive regulation of T cell mediated cytotoxicity. The annotation marks the transcript as partial. NCBI's taxonomy places the organism in Eukaryota, Metazoa, Chordata, Mammalia, Chiroptera, Vespertilionidae. Gene Ontology annotation, cellular component: external side of plasma membrane. The record is from RefSeq and is a predicted model, not a curated record.
CGGCCCCUAGGCCCUCACUCCCUGAGAUAUUUCUACACCGCGGUGUCCCAGCCGUACCAGCCAAGGCCCCGCUUCAUCAUCGUGGGCUACGUGGACGACACGCAGCUCGAGCGGUUCGACAGCGACUCCGAGAGUCAGAGGGCGGAGCCGCGGGCGCCGUGGAUGGAGCAGGUGGAGCCGGGCUAUUGGGACAGGAGCACCCGGAACGCCAAGGACUCCGCACAGACUUUCCGAAGGAACCUUCACAACCUGCGCGGCUACUACAACCAGAGCGAGGACGGGUCUCACACCCUCCAGUUGCUGUUUGGCUGUGACAUGGGACCAGACGGCCGCCUCCUCCGCGGGUACCACCAGUACGCUUACGAUGGCACCGACUACAUCGCCCUGAACGAGGACCUGCGCUCCUGGACCGCGGCCAACACUGCAGCUCAGAUCACCCGGCGCAAGUGGGAGGAAAAUGGUGAUGCCAAGGAAAGGAGACACUACCUGCAGGGAGAGUGCCUGGAGUGGCUGCGCAGAUACCUGGCGCUGGGGAAGGAGGCGCUGCAGCGCGCAGACCCUCCAAAGACACACGUGACCCACCACCCCAUCUCUGACCGUGAGGUCACCCUGAGGUGCUGGGCCCUGGGCUUCUACCCUGCGGACAUCAGCCUGAGCUGGCAGCGUGAUGGGGAGGAGCAGACCCAGGACAUGGAGUUUGUGGAGACCAGGCCUGCGGGGGAUGGGACCUUCCAGAAGGGGGCGGCCCUGGGGGUGCCACCUGGAGAGGAGUUUUUGGGAGAGGAGCAGAGAUCCACGUGCCAUGUGCAGCAGGAGGGGCUGCCCGAGCCCCUGACCCUGAGAUGGGAGCCACCUCCUCAGGCCACCAUCCCCCCUGUGGGCCUCAUUGUGGGCCUGGUCAUCCUUGGAGCUGUGGUCAUUGGAGCUGUGGUCAUUGGAGCUGUGAUGUGGAGGAGGAAGCACUCAGGUGGGAAAAAAAGAAUCUAUGAUCAGGCUGCCAGCAGCAAUGGUGCCCAGGGCUCUGAUGUAUCUCUCACGGCUUCUAAAGCAUGAGGCACUUGUCCGGGAUUGAGAGAUGGGAGAUAUGAACACCUCUGAGGUUCCCCGUCCUUUCGGUCCCGCCGCAGCUGCAGCACUGAGUCAGCGGCACCCACACUCCAGGCUCCUCUCAGCGCCUCCACUCAGCUCUACUCCAUGCCGCAGGCUCCCUGCGCCUAGCCGCCAGGACUGAACCAGCCAUCUCCUUUUUCAAGGACUUCCUGGCCUGAGGGGUUGCCGCCGCCAUCUCCAAGAUGGCCAUGGCCCCAUGGAGCGGGUCAAGCUGCUGUUGCAGGUGCAACAUGCCAGCCAGCAGAGCACCUCCAACAAGCAGUACAAGGACAUCAUGGACUGCAUCAUGCACAUCCCCAAGGAGCAGGGCGUGCUGUGCUUCUGUCGGGGCAACAUGGCCAAUGUCAUCCACUAUUUCCCCACCCAAGCCCUCAACUUUGCCUUCAAAAAUAAGUAUAAGCAGGUCUUCCUGGGGGGCACGGACUUCCACAUGUGAGGACCAGCACGAAGUGGUGUGAGAAGGCACGGACAAGGCACACCCAGUUCUGGAGGCACUUCUAGGGCAACCUGGCUCGUGGCUGAUGUGGGGAAAUCGGGCGCCGAGCACCAGUUCAAGGGCCUGGAACCCUGCCUGGUGCACAUCACCAAGUCGGACAGCAUCCAGGCAUGUACCACGGUUUCAAUGUCUCCAUUCAAGUCAUCAUCAUCUACCGGGCAGCCUACUUCGGGGUGUAUGACACGGCCAAAGGCAUGCUCCCCGACCCCAAGAACACCCCCAUCAUCAUCAGCUGGAUUAUCGCCAAGUCGGUCACGGCCAUAGCGGGUGUAGUGUCUACCCCUUUGACUCUGGGUGGCGACAGAUGAUGAUGCAGUCAGGGCGCAAAGGAGCUGACAUCAUGUACACCGGCACCAUCUACGAGGGUGGCAAGGCCUUCUUCAAGGGCACCUGGUCCCACGUCCUGAGGGGCAUGGGCGGGGCCUUCAUGCUGGUCUUAUAGGAGGAGCUGAAGGUCAUCUAGGUGCCCCGCCUAGGACCCCAGGGCAGUGGAGGCCCCUCAAGGUUAUAGACCAUUGACCUUCCAGAAAUUCCAACAUCCCAGCCAGGCCAGAUCAUGGUAGCGCCUGGCGGGGCUCUUCGACAAAACCCUUCUGAUCAUGACCACUGACACCCCAUCCCAUGCCUCGAUGAGGGGGAGGGCACUCCGACACCCCAUGCGGUCCCGGGUAGGCCGCCCCUCCCCACCUUGCCAGCCACUGUAUGUAGCAUUUAUUUAAAGGAAAUCAUGCCACCAUCCAUGCUUCUCUGCUGUCCUCUCUGCACAGCUGAGUAUCUGCAAAUCUCUUCUCUGUUGGGCAUUCAGCAAACAAUUAAACCCAGACACUGAGAAAAAAAAGAAUCUCUGGUUUCUUUCUGCAAACGGCAUCUGAAUGUGUGUGUUCCUAUCAGCAUAACAUGAGGAGGGGGGAGGCGGCCCCCCCCCUUCCCGCCACACCCCCUCCCCAGCCUUUCCUGUCCAGUAGAGGUGGGACUGGCCCUCCCCAUUCCUGUUUUUACUUCCUGGUGCGCUCAGCUGCAGCUUCUUACUGCCUGAUUGAAAUAAGAGUCUGGAUUUGCA